AUGGUUUAGUGUAACAUUGUACUGUAUUUUGGAGUUAAUUUUUACUAUUUGGUUUGCCAAAGAUUGACAACUCAUACAGUGUGUCACUAACACAACUUGAGACAUGACACUCUUAUAUGAUUAAAUGCAGUCUUUAGUGAAAUGGGGUUAUGGGGAGCUGAGAAAUCAUUUAAUUGAUAAAGUCCUUGAACAAGAUUUGAGUGGAUAUAGAUACCUUCAUUUUUGCAUGAAUUCCAAUGGGAACAAAAAGGAAGAAAAACCCUACCACUGGACACUUCUUGUAUUUGACACUGAACUUGAUGAGUGGAGACAUUACAAUUCUUUAAGGCCAAGAGACAACAGAGAAGAUCCUUACCUUAAGGAUGCAAAAAAGAUUAUAACAUAUGUGGAUAGCAAGUUGGCCAACAAAACGAAGAGAGGUAGAAAAAAGUUUGCAAACUUGGUUUCGGUGAAAGAUAGUCCACAACAACGCCCAACAUCGUAAGUAUUUC
Messenger RNA from Camellia sinensis, 491 nucleotides. Lineage: Eukaryota; Viridiplantae; Streptophyta; Magnoliopsida; Ericales; Theaceae. The record is from RefSeq and is a predicted model, not a curated record.